Anguilla rostrata (American eel) is the source of this 12177-nucleotide messenger RNA. It is a transcript of the gene vps13a, whose product is annotated as vacuolar protein sorting 13 homolog A. Gene Ontology annotation, biological process: protein retention in Golgi apparatus; protein targeting to vacuole; autophagy. The coding region runs from base 93 to 9668 and encodes 3191 amino acids. Gene Ontology annotation, cellular component: extrinsic component of membrane. The transcript has 70 exons. The record is from RefSeq and is a predicted model, not a curated record. NCBI's taxonomy places the organism in Eukaryota, Metazoa, Chordata, Actinopteri, Anguilliformes, Anguillidae.
AGGCAGACCGUAGAGACCUCAGUUCUGUGGAGGUAGAGAGAGACGCGCCAGUGUGACAGCAUGGUAACUGAGGAGUGAAACAAGUAAUAAACAUGGUGUUCGAGUCGCUGGUGGUGGACGUCCUGAACAGGUUCUUGGGGGACUACGUGGUGAACCUGGACAGCUCACAGCUAAAGCUUGGAAUUUGGGGAGGAGAUGCAGUGUUAAGAAACCUUGAAAUAAAGGAAAAUGCACUGAGUCAGUUGGAUAUUCCUUUUAAAGUUCGAGCUGGGCACAUAGGGCGGCUGGAGCUGAAGAUUCCAUGGAAGAACCUGUACACCCAGUCUGUGGAAGCUACGCUGGAUGGAGUUUACCUGCUCAUUGUCCCCGCUGCCAGUAUAAAAUACGAUGCGGAGAAAGAGGAGAAGCAGCUGCAGGAGGCGAGGCAGAGGGAGCUGCAGCGGAUCGAGGAGACCAAACAGAAAGCAGCAGAGAAAGACGACCCCAAGCUGGAGAAGCAGGACACGUUUGUCGAGAAGCUGGUGACUCAGGUGAUAAAAAACCUGCAGGUGCAGAUCUCCAACAUCCACAUCCGAUAUGAGGACCAGGUAACCAACCCCAACUGCCCAUUGUCCUUUGGAGUGUCACUUCAGAACCUCAGCCUUCAGACCGCGGAUGAGAACUGGACUCCGUGUCUGUUGGAUGACAAGGCCAAGCUCUUCUACAAGAUCGUUCGCCUGGACAGCCUCUUCGCCUACUGGAACGUGAACUCCGAGCUCUACUCCAAUCACAUGCCGGACGAGGCCCUGAGGUGCCUGAAGGACAGCAUUGCCGUGCAGAACCACAUUCCGCAGGACUAUGACUUCAUUUUCCGGCCGAUCUCGGCCCGGGCGAAGCUGAGGAUGAACCCGCGCUCGGACCUGGACUUCUCAGCGCCCAAAGUGGACCUGGUGGUCAACCUGCCGGAGGUGGCGGUGGAGCUCAACCGGCUGCAGUAUGUGAGUAUCCUGGAGCUUCUGGGGUCCGUGGACAUGAUGUCACGCAACCUGCCCUACAGGAAGUACCGCCCUGACGUGCCCGUGCACACCAACGCCUACCAAUGGUGGCGGUAUGUGAUAACGGGGAUCCUGGAGGUGAACGUGAAGCCGGCCCUGCACAUGUGGUCCUGGAAGCACAUGAGGGCUCACCGCAAGAAGGUCAAGCGCUACCGAGAGCUCUACAAGAUCAAGAUCACCAGCAAGAAGCCCGCGGAGGACGUCCUGCGGGAGCUGGAGGAGCCCGAGAAAACGCUGGACAUCUUCAACAUCACGUUAGCGCGCCAGCAAGCGGAGAUGGAGGCGUCGAAGGCGGGGCUCAGGAUCUACCGGCCGGGGGUGAAGGUGGAGGAGGAGGAGUCCCAGGGCUGGUUCGGGUGGAUGUGGGGCUGGUCCAGCGACAGCACCGCCCCGAAGGAGGUCAAGUCCGGAGGGUUCGAUGAGUUCAUGACCCCUGCAGAGAAGGCCAGGCUCUACACUGCCAUUGGUUACAGCGAGACAGCUGUCAAUCACAACCUGCCCAAGAACUUUGAGGAUAUGAAGAUCAAUUUCCAGUUGAUAAGCAUGUCCAUUUCGAUCAAAGAGAGCAAGAGCAAGCCGGAAAUAAUCAGGCUGGCUGUGAUGGACCUCCGGGCCUUGUUGACACAAAGACCGGGAGCGCAAGCUGUUAAGCUCUCCGCGCAGCUGAACUCGUUCGAGGUGACGGGUCUCCCGCGGAACCGGAGGGCCCCCACCCUGCUGUCGUCCCGCACGGUGGAGCGGGCCAGCGAGGAGCCGCUGCUCAGCGUGAUGUUCGAGACCAACCCGCUGGACGCCUGCGCCGACCAGCGCCUGCACGUGCAGUCCCAGCCGCUGGAGAUCGUCUACGACGCCGUGACGGUAAACAGCAUGUCUGCGUUCUUCAUGCCACCGCAAGAGCUGCAGCUGGACGAGCUGACCUCCGCCACCCUCAUGAAGCUGGAGCAGUUCAGAGACCGCACGUCUACAGGCCUGAUGUAUGUCAUUGAGACCCAGAAGGUUCUGGAUCUGAAGUUGAACCUCAUGGCAUCCUAUGUCAUCGUUCCCGAAACGGGCUUUUAUGAGACCGCCCAGAACCUGGUGCUACUGGACCUGGGGCAUCUGAAGGUGACCAGUAAGAGCAGACAGGAGCUGCCCCAGCUGUGCGCGGGGCGGAACACGCUGGAGGACAUCAUGUCUCGCGCGUACGACAGCUUCGACGUGCAGCUCAGCAGCCUGCAGUUCCUCUACAGCAAAAUGGACGGAGACUGGAAGAGCGCCCGGCACCAGAAGCAGUCGGACCUGCACAUCCUGGAGCCGGUGGAUGUGAAGGUGCUGUUCAGCAGGGCCAUGGUGGUGACGGACUCCAGGAUGCCCAAGUUUAAGGUUUCGGGGGAGCUGCCCUUGCUCUCUGUGCGCAUUUCAGACAGCAAGCUGGGGGGCGUCCUGCGACUGAUUGACAGCAUCCCCCUCCCGGAGAGCCACCCCGCCCCCCGAACCACCCCCAUCCCAGCCUUGCCCAAGCCCCCCCGGCAGUCCUACACCCCCCAGUUGACCCCCAGGAAGCCCCCGAUGGCAGACCUGCGUAGCUCCCUAAUCUUCGAGUCCGGCUCAGAGGAGGAGCUCUUCUAUGAUGCUCCCAGCUCUCCGUUAGACGACAGGCCCAUGUUUGAUUUCCCGAGCGGCGGGCUCCAGCGCUCAGACUCUCAGAAGAGGAAGACUCUGGUGAAGAAGGACCCCAAGAAGAACAUGACAGACUUCCUCCUGACGUUUGAAAUCAGCCAGGUGUUGGUCCAGCUGUGCAGGGUGUCUGAGGGGCGUGAGAUCACUGUCCUGCACCUGGACAUCGAGGGCCUGGGGACCGAGCUGAAGCUGCGCACGUUCGACAUGUCCUCCAACACGUUCCUGAGGGAGAUCUGCCUCAAGUGCCCCGAGUACAUGGAUGGAGAGGAGAAGCCGGUUCACCUCAUCACCACUCUGGACAACACCGAGGAUGACCUUCUCACUCUGGAGUACAUCAAGGCCGACAAGAACGCUCCAGAAUUCAAGACCUUUUACAAGAACACUGAGCAGCUUAUAAAGGUCAGAAUGUUCUAUAGCCAGUGCCAAAUGUUAUCACAGUGUGAAUUAGCAGCACUGGGGCUGGUCCUCGUCACUCGUCACUUGAAUAAGUCUCCGUCUGUCUCUCUCUCACCCUCUCCAGCGCCUAAGAAGUCCAAAUUUGAGGAUGUGGUGAAUUUGCACAUCAGAGCGGAUCUGUCCUGUUUGAAGGUGUUCAUCCGGGGACAGAAGGCACGCAUCUCCGAGAUCAGCAUCGAGGGGCUUGUGUCUGAAGUGCAGAUGAAGAAGAAAGCAGUGGAGAUCUCGGCCAACCUGAAGAACAUCGUCAUACUGGAUUGUGACAAAGACGCCCUAUAUAAGAAGGCGGUGUCCAUCACGGGGAAGGAGGUGUUCGAUUUCCGCAUGGUCAACCACGUGGACGCCACGGAGGGCGACGCCUACUCGGACAUGAGUCAGGUGGACACCAGCGUCACCCUGACCGUGGGCUGCAUCCAGGUGGUCUUCCUCAACAAGUUCAUCUCCACCAUCCUGGCCUUCAUCAAUAACUUCCAGAUGGCGAAGGACGCGGUGGCGGAGGCGACGGCGCAGGCCGCGGAGAAGGCUGCCACGGGUGUGCUGGAGCUGGCCGAGCGGAGCACGCGCAUCUCGCUGGACAUCGACGUCAAGGCGCCCGUCGUCUUCCUGCCGCAGUCGUCCGUCUCCCGCAACGUCAUCGCCGCCGACUUCGGCCUGGUCACCGUGCAGAACCACUUCUACGUGGUGCCGUCCAAGGCGCACGCCAAAAUCCCCCCCGUCAUCGACGUGAUGAAGGUCGGGCUCAGCGACCUCAAAAUGUACCGGACCACGUUUGAGGGGGGGCGGUUCCAGACCGAGAUGCAGCUGCUCAAGCCGGUGAACCUGGACCUGUCAAUCAGGCGGAACCUCUCUGCAUCCUGGUACCACAGCAUCCCUGACAUCGAAAUCACCGCCCGCCUGAAGCCUAUGAGCAUGGUGCUCAGUCAGGAGGACAUGACGGUGGUGUUGAAGACUCUGAGUGAGAAUCUGAGUGAGACGUCCGACGCUGUCCCUCCUCCUCCUCCUCCUGCUACGGAUAAAUCCGACACCUUGUCUGCCAAGGACUCUCAGACGUCCCACCCUGGAGCCAACACCGUGGUGACGGCUGCAGUUGUGGAGACGCAGAAGAGCUCUAAGCUGAAGACCACGCUGAAGCUGGACUUCCAGUUCGACUCCAUGACCCUGGUUCUGUACAGCCCGAAUGACAAUGAGGCGCAGCUGCUGGACUUGCGGGCGGAGGAGCUGAAGCUGGCUGAGUUUCGGCUGGGCACCAUCUCCACGGCCGUGCAGAUGUACUCCGACAGCUCCAUGAAGGCGUCCGUCAAGCUGGCCAACUGCAUCCUGGACGACAAGCGGCAGAGGGUCAAAAUGAUCACCGCCAGGAUGCUGGAGAUGAAGCCGGGCUCGGACCGCAGCGUGAUGGUGGAGGUGAACUACAAGCAGGGCCGGGAGGGCACGGUGCUGGACACGCAGGUGCAGGACAUCUACCUGUGCGCCAGCAUGGAGUUCCUGCUCACCGUCGCCGACAUCUUCAUCAAGGCCAGUCAGCAGGGCUUCUCCGCCCCGCCCAAGACCACCAAACCCACCGCCUCCUCCUCCAAGGAGACAGCGCCAGCCCCGCCCGUCGUGGCUAAGACGGAGAUGAACGUGGUGGUGAAGAACCCGGAGAUCGUGUUUGUGGCGGACCUGACCCGGGCCGACGCCCCGGCCCUCGUCAUGACGACGCAGUGCGAGCUGCUGAUGCGGAGCGACCCCGAGGGCCAGAGCAUGACGGCGGCCGUGCGGGACCUGAAGGUGGUGGCGUGCCCCUUCCUGCGCGAGGGCCGGCGGAACAACGUCACCACCGUGCUGCUGCCCUGCCAGGUGUUCUUCCAGAGCACGCAGUCCCCCACCAGCCCCCAGGCCAUGGAGCUCAGCAUCAGCUCCCUCACCCUCAAGGUGUCCCCCAUCAUCAUAAACACGGUGAUCACCAUCCAGUCGGCGCUGUCCCCGGCCCCGGAGACGCCCCAGGAGCUGGCCAGCCCCGUCCCGCCCAACCUGUGGGACAGGAAGAGCUGGCAGGAGCUGAAGCUGUGGUUCCUGGAGGAGGACAGCGAGGAGGACGCCCAGAGCCUGGUGCCGCUGGUGCCCCAGGGCGAGUCUCUGCGCAUGGCCAUCAGCUCCAUCUGCCUGACCCUGGAGGCCGGCGUGGGCCACCGCACCGUCCCCAUGCUCCUCGCCAAGUCCUCCUUCCACGGGGACGUCAAGAACUGGAGCACGCUCAUCAACCUGGAGAGCAAGCUCAACCUGGAGGUGCAUUAUUAUAAUGAGAUGCUGGGGGUCUGGGAGCCGCUGCUGGAGCCUCUGGAGGAUGAGAAGAAAGACGGGUUCCGGCCGUGGACCUUGGGGCUCAAGAUGAAGAAGAAGCAGGUGAAACACGAACGUGAGUCGGACGAAGUGGACCACACCGUGCCCGACUACAAGACCGUCAUCUGCAUCAGCUCCAAGGACCAGCUCAACAUCACCCUGUCCAAGUGCGGACUGGGCAUGCUCAGCAACCUGGGCACGGCGUUUGCGGAGGCUGCCAGUCAGACAGCAGAUCACUUCCAGAAGGACGAGGCCCCGCUGGUGGUGAUGAACCGGCUGGGCCUGGCAGUGUCUGUGCUGCACAGCGAGACCUUCAGCCCCAUCGGCACUGCGUCCUCCAACCACCGGGUGGAGCUGCCGGACGGCGAGAGCCUCAACAUGGACUACACCUCCACCACCACCACUGACCAGUUCUCUGCCAUGACCAGCCUGAGCAGCAAGGACUACUUCAUACAGCCUACUCCCGUGGGGCACACGGCGGCCAGCACCAUCCCGCUGAUAAAGGUGGGGCGGAGCAUGCUCAGCGUCGUGCACAAGGACUCGGGCGUGACCCGCUACCUGGUGUGCCAGAUCUACUCUGCGGAGGGCAGCAAGUACGUCAAGAUCCGCUCCCCGUUCCAGAUGAUAAAUUACUUCUCCAUCCCGUUCCGGGUGUUUGAGGGAUCCACGCUGCUGGGCAUGGCGUUGCCCAAAGAGGAGUACUGCAUCCCCCUGGGCUCCUACAGGUCAGUGCUCAGCCUGCAGCCUGUAACGGAGACUGAGGAAGAGUACGAGGUGUCGGAGGGCUUCAGCUACGAAGGCUUGACCAAUCACACGGGCCAGUGCGUGCAGCAGACCUGCCGUCGCUCCGGCAACCCCGACUGCGUCAUGAUGAUCAACAUGGUCCCGCAGAAGGACCUGCUCACCUGCCACGGUUCCCACGGCAGCGAGGACACCUUCGACGAGCCCUACAUCCUCCAGCUGUGGCCCACCGUCCUGCUCCGGAACCUUCUGCCCUACCCGCUGACCUUCUCCCUGGAGGAGAAUGGAGACCACGCCCCCAGCACGCUGCAGGCGGGCCACUCUGCGCAGCUGCACCUGGCCAUCGUGGACCGGUCGCGGCUGCGCCUGCGUCUGCGCGACUACCUGACCCAGGACUGGCAGGGCGAGUACCGGCUGCAGACCGGCCAGGACGAGAUCGCCUUCACCGUCUUCCGCUCCGUCGCCCCCGACGACGGGCUGCCGGGCGCCGAGGGGGUGGAGCUGGACAUCGCCGUGCACGUGACCUACGACCCCGGCCAGACGGUGGUGGCGGUGCACUCCCCCUACUGGAUGGUGAACAAGACGGACCGUCUGCUGCAGUACAAGGCCGACGACAUCCACAGGAAGCACCCGCGCGACUACGACAAGCCCCUCCUCUUCUCCUUCAAGCCCCGCAACUUCCUGCAGAACAACAAGGUGCGACUCAUGGUGUCGGACAGCGAGCUGUCGGACGACUUCUCCCUGGACACCGUGGGCAGCUACGGAGACGUGAAGUGCAAAGGUCGCGUGAAAGAUUACCUGGUGGGGGUAAAGAUCGACGCCAGCAGCUUCAGUCUGACACGAAUUGUGUCCUUUGUGCCAUUCUACCUGUUGGUGAACAAAACCAAGCACACCAUCAAAGUGAGCGAGGAAGACGAGGAAAACUGGACCGAAGCCCCGCCGGACCAGGUGGCAGUGCCGUUCUGGCCCGAGAGGGACAGUAAGAAGCUCAAGGUGAAGGUGGAGGGCUGCCACUCCACCCCCCACACCGUCAACUUCCACAAACAGGAGAACUGCCUGCUGCUUCACCUGGACAACACACUGGGCGGGAUUAUUGUGGACGUGAACCUGACGGAACAUUCCACCGUGAUCCGCUUCUCCGACUACCACGACGGCGCCGCCCCCUUCCUCAUCAUCAACCACACCAAGGCACAGACCCUGGAGUUCUACCAGAGCACGCAGAAGGAGAAGGACGAGCUGGGGCCCGGGCAGGCGGUGUACUACACGUGGGCGGAGCCUGCCGGCUCACGCACGCUCAACUGGAAGUGCGGGAACCACACGGGAGAGCUGCGCAACGAGGAGGAUUUGCAGCUGGAUGUGGACGGGAAGGGGAACCUGUUCCUGGUCUCCUUCUACGAGGGCCUCCAGCGGGUGGCGCUGUUCACGGAGGACAGCCGUGUCUACAAGCUGCUGUGGGAGAGCGAGAAGGCCGAGCCGGCCGAACAGGAAGUGGUCCUGUCCCUGCAGGAGGUGGGGGUCUCUCUGGUCAACAACAACACCAGCCAGGAAGUCUCCUACAUCGGCAUCACUAGCUCUGAUGUGGUGUGGGAGUCGAACGCGAAGAAGAAGUCUCGCUGGAAGCAGAUGAGCCAUAAGGACGCAGCUCAGCUGGAGCGCCACUUCCUGGAAUACAUCGAGAACAGCCCAGUGGACAACCUGAUCCUGGACCUGGAGAACAACAUGCAGGUCUCCCUGACCCCCAGCGGUAAAGGAAUGAAAGUCCUGCAGCCGUACCUGUCGGACCUCAGGAGGAACUUCCUGCCGGGGGUGAAGGUGGAGUACAGCGUCUCCGCCCGCCAGAGGGCCUACCGGGUUCAGAUCAACCGCAUCCAGAUCCAGAAUCAGCUGCCCGGAGCCAUCUUCCCCUACGUAUUUUACCCCAUCAAACCCCCCAAGUCCGUCACCAUGGAAUCAGAACCCAAACCCCUGACUGACGUCAGCAUCGUCACCAGAUCUGCUGGCCAUUCGGACAUUUCCAGGAUCAAAUAUUUUAAGGUUCUGAUUCAGGAGAUGGACCUGAAGCUGGAUCUGGGCUUUCUGUAUGCCAUCAUGGACCUGUUCACCCCGGAGAACGUCGGCAUUAUUUCGUCUGAGCAGGAGGUGGAGCUGUUUGAGAAGGAUAUCGAGUAUCUGAAAACUGAACUGAAUCAUGCCUCUGCCACCGACACAUCUCCCAUCAGUCUGUAUGAGUACUUCCACAUCUCCCCCAUCAAACUGCACCUGAGCUUCUCCCUGAGUUCGGGGGGGGACGAUGGCAAUAAGGAGAAGAGGGAGACGGAGGUCAUACCGGUGCAGUCCCUCAACCUGCUGCUGAAGAGCAUCGGCGCUACGCUAACCGACGUGCAGGACGUCGUCUUUAAGCUCGCAUUCUUUGAGCUGCAGUUCCAGUUCCGCACCACACAACAGCUCCAGUGGGAGGUCAUCAGACACUACUCCAAACAGGCCAUUAAGCAGAUGUACGUUCUGGUUCUGGGGCUGGAUGUUUUGGGGAACCCCUUCGGCCUGAUCCGGGGGCUCUCUGAGGGGGUGGAGGCCUUCUUCUACGAACCUUACCAGGGUGCUAUCCGAGGUCCGGAGGAGUUUGCGGAGGGCAUGGCUCUGGGAGUGAAGGCGCUGGUGGGCGGUGCUGUGGGGGGCAUUGCUGGUGCUGCCUCCAGGAUCACGGGCGCCAUGGCGAAGGGAGUGGCUGCCAUGACGAUGGAUGAGGAAUACCAGCAGAAGCGGCGGGAGGCCAUGAACAUACAGCCAAGCGGUCUGAGGGAGGGUCUGACCCGCGGCGGCAAGGGGCUGGUCUCCGGUUUUGUUAGUGGAAUCACAGGAAUCGUCACCAAGCCCAUUAAAGGAGCGCAGAAGGAGGGUGCGGCCGGGUUCUUUAAGGGGAUGGGGAAGGGGCUGGUGGGGGCAGUGACACGCCCCACGGGGGGCAUCAUCGACAUGGCCAGCAGCACCUUCCAGGGGAUCAAAAGGGCGACGGAGACGUCUCAGGACGUGGAGAGCCUGCGGCCACCGCGGUUCUUCCACGAGGACGGAGUCAUACGCCCGUAUAAGGAGAGGGAGGGCGUCGGCAGCCAGAUAUUACAGAGAAUUGAAAAUGGAAGAUUUGCCAAAUAUCGAUACUUCGCUCAUGCCAAGGUGAACGAAUCCGAUUUCCUGAUGAUCACUAAAAGCUGCAUAUUCUUCGUGACGAAAGGAACGUUCGGGCAGCUGACCUGCGAGUGGCAGUACUGCUUUGACGAGUUCACCAAAGAGCCAAUCAUUGUUGAGGGGAGGAGACUACGGAUUGAAGCCAAGGAGAGAGUCAAGUCCGUGUUCCAUGCCAAAGAGUUUGGGAAGAUCAUUAACUUCAAAACUCCAGAAAUAGCCACGUGGGUUCUGGCCAAGCUAGAAGACGCAAGGGAGAGCCUGCCAAAAUACUGACCAGUGACUUCACGCCACCCAUCUCACAUGACUCAACACAAACCACGAUGACCCAAUAGGACCCAGUCAAAAUGGCCUGACACAACCCAGUACAGCUCGACGCUGAAAAACACAACCCGGUGUGAUCCAUGACAAGCAAAUAAGAGCCAAAAGAAGUCCGUAGAAUCCAGUACAACCCUGGUCGAAUUUGCCAGAACCCAGUAAGAUGCAAUUAGACCCAACACAACAUAUUAUGAUCCAGUAUGAGCCAACAUGACAAGGAGUGGCUCCAACCAAACCACUAGAAUUACAUUCAACUUAACAGCUUGACCCAGAAUGACCCAACAAGGCUACACAAAAUUAUGCAAUCCAACGUGGUUUAAUACAACCCAGCACAAAGAAAAUGACCCUGUUUAGUUCAACCAUGACCCUACACAUAUACUCUAAAAAAUGCAAUGCAGCCAGUGUCCUGGAGAUGGCGCUAUUGAGCAAAGCCCCACAUUCUCUCUCAGUGCCUUUAGUCCCUAAUGCAUGGAAGCAGAUCUGUUGUGCUGAAGUAUUUAGCAGUCUGCAGAUGAUUUGUUUGUACAAACUUGUUUGCUGUCCAAUAGGAGUAUCUCCUGUGCCUCAAGUUUAUAUUUUUAUUUUUGAAUUCUCUCCUUUUUUUGGGGGGUUUCUUUUCUUUUUGUGAAGUGGCAGGUGCUCUUGGGCUGAUUGAGAACAGAGGGGUGUGUGACAGUACCCCCCCCCCCUCCUUUAACCUCGCGUGGUUUAACCAAGACCAUGAUCCUUUGCAAGGACAGGACUGUUACACGGAGACUUUUCAGUCAAGUGCCAUGGCCCCCCCACCUGUACCUGUGAAAGUGCCACGCCCAUUCUCCUCGUCCUUCAUCUGUCCGCAGUUGUGUUUUUCUACGGAGGACUUCUUACUGCCAGUUGUCUCGUGACCUUCUGCUACACGCCGAGCUCUUGUUUCCACCCUCCAAACCCACGGCACGGCACGGCACUCAGAAAGAAGUGGGUUGCCUUGAAGAAUGGCUGCAGUGUUUACUUCGAAACUGGGCAAUGUCAGUUUCAGGAGCAGAGUGCCGCAGUGCCCGUAUGCAUCCGCAGGGGUUACAUUCCAAACGGCCGUGAAAUGAACAUUGACGUCGCGCAAAUCUGUGAUUCGGGCAAAUGUGGCAGUUGUUCAAUCUAAUGCAGCUUCUUAUCUUGGCUCCAUGGGUUUGGACUGUUGGGAUCGAGCACCCAGAAAGCAUACUGCUCACUGCUGGGUGUGUGAGGAUUCGUGGGGGAGAAAACUCAGUAACCCACUAAAAGCAGAGUAAAGAUGAAGUUAACUGACAGAUCUGGUGGCUUAUGGCCCUCAGCUUGGGCUGUCUGGAGAUGACUGCCAUUGAUCUAUAGUGGAAGCCAUUGUGCUUAGUGGGAGCCAUUUUGCUUAGUGGAAGCCAUUUUUCUUGGUAGAAGCCAUUGAGCUUUUGUGCAAGCCGUUGAGCGUUUGUGGGAGCCAUUUUGCUUAGUGGAAGCUAUUGAGCAGUAGUGUAAGCCAUUGAGCUGUGUGUUCAUAAAGCCACAGGGAAAGGACAUGGUUUUCAUCUCAAUGUGUUUGGCCGUGAUACCUGAGGUUUGGGCGUAGUAACCAUAGUAACCGUAGUGUUACCUGAACCCAGAAUCAGAGACGCCCCAUUCCAAACACAUACCUGUACCAACAGGAGUGGAAAUACACUCAUUCACACAUAUUCUCUCUUACACACACUCACAUACACACACACAGAAGCUCACAUACACACACAAGUUCACAUAUACACACAUCCACACGCACAAUCACAUUCGCUCACAUAGACUCACGCUCACAAACACACUCACACAUACUCGCAUGCCUCACGUACACACUCUUGCUCGCUCUCAUACACACAGACAGACAUUAAUACGAACACAUACACACACUUAUACACACUCCUAAACACACAGCCGCAUAUACUCAUUCACAGGCACGUACACUAACCCACCCACACACAUAUUUGUGCUCCUGCAUGCAAAGUCUGGAAGUUUCCGGUGUCUAAUCUGCAGAAGCAUGUUAUUUUUAUAUUUGCGUAGAAAUUCCGACUGUACCAUACUGGGUUAACCCCCAACCUGCUGUGUGCUUUUACGACACUACGUGUAUAUAAAUAUUCAACUGUAGACUGCCAGGGUAUGGAUCUCACUGCAUAACACUAGUAAGUGGCUGUUGUCAUGGUUUUAGUGCACCUGGCGUCGACUUGAGUGGUGCUUUGCAAUGGAACAGCGAUGGUCAGUGAGGAAGAGGAGGGUGAAUACCUGAACCAUGCAGGGUUCACUACCUGCCAGUAAUCAGCCACAGGAAUCCGCUUUUUUAAUUUCUAGAUUAAAUGAAAGCACUAGAUAUAUUGAGUGAUAUGUUGGCUUACACGAAGAAUGUUGUAUUGUCAGCCGGUGGAAGAGAAAAUAUGGCGAUGCUUAAAUUAUUAUUCCACGACCACGAUUUUUACAAUAAAAAAAUGAAAGUGUC